Hemicordylus capensis (graceful crag lizard) is the source of this 1385-nucleotide messenger RNA. RefSeq names its product C-type natriuretic peptide 1-like. The transcript has 3 exons. The record is from RefSeq and is a predicted model, not a curated record. Gene Ontology annotation, molecular function: hormone activity; hormone receptor binding. Lineage: Eukaryota; Metazoa; Chordata; Lepidosauria; Squamata; Cordylidae. The coding region runs from base 175 to 564 and encodes 129 amino acids. Gene Ontology annotation, cellular component: extracellular region.
UUGGCAUCUUCUAGGAGUUUGGAGGUGGACCUGGGAGGGACCAGGAGAGGUAUAAAAGCCAGGGAGAGGAACAGCCUCUCUUCACCUUGCCACGGGAAAGGACCAGGAAAGCACCCCUGAGGACCCCUCACCUGCCAGCAGCUGUAUCACCACCACCACCACCACCACGCAAAGAUGAACCCCAAACUCAUCUGCUCUGGCUGGUUCUUUCUGCUUCUGCUCCUCACUCACAACCAAGGGAAAGCCAAGCCCAUGGCCAAUGUACAGGCCCUGUCUAAAUGGUUAGAUGAGGAUCUGGAGCAGCCGCUGGGGUCCGAGGAAACGGAACAGGAGCAGGAGUCGUCUCUCCUGACAGGGGCUUUGGAACAAGAUGGCCCUCCCUUCCAGUGGUCCAGGACCCCCGGGGAGGGGAUGCCCCUGUCAGAAAGCUCUUUCCAGCGGCUCUUCCGUGACCUCCUGGGGUCCUCCCGGAGGUACCGAGGCAGGAGCAAAAAGGGGCUCUCCCGGGGAUGCUUUGGCGUGAAGCUGGACCGAAUUGGGACCCUGAGCGGGCUGGGAUGCUAAACGCGGACCGUGACGGAUAAUGCCUUCAAGACCCACUGCCUUCCAGUGUGACCAUCCAUCCGUUCAUUCAGGCCUCCAUUCAAUCACGGUAGACAUCGUGCCAAACGAAUCCCUUAAAGCCCUCCUCCUAAUGCCAGCUCUAUCCGAACUGAUCUGUAAGGACUAGUUCACACAUGCAAGUUAGGAUAAUUGGGAGUCAGUUCAGGAAAGACAAAAAGUUCCUAUUUAUAUAAACACACAGAACAUCACCAGAAGUGGCAACGCCACCUUUAUGCUUCGAUGGCGGAUAAAAAUGAAUUAGACAAAUUCAUGGAGGAUGGAGGUCGCCAUCCAUUGGCGAGCCUCCACUUGCAGAGACAGUAUGCCUCAAUCUCAGGUGAUGUGGGCAAACGACAACUAAAGGCUCUACCCACUUUCUUCUGCUUGGGGGCCUCCCAGGAGCAUUUGGCUGUCCACUGCAGAAAGCAGGAUGUUGGAAUAAAACAUUCUGGCCGAGAACAGGCAAUUCUAAUGACUUGCAUGUGUGAAUAAGCCAGACACAGAUCACAGGCAAAACGUCCAGGUCACCUCACAAACUGCAAUGCCAUUUCUCAUAUUCGCUUCAAGUCCACCAACUGCUGAGGAAACCCAAGAGAGGAAGCAAAAUCGAUGCGUGCAGGCCAGCUUGAAGAAACAGGCUUACUGUUAACCCCAGUGGGUUAAUUUAGAAGGAAUUGCAUCCAUUUGUACUGGGUUCGGCUGCCAUGUGUAACCCGUCGAUCUCCUUGUCAACCCCUCUGUGCAAACCAUCUUCCAAUAAAUAUGUUUUCAUCAUUUGUUCA